GGUUCUUUGCAUGUAGCGACCUACGUAAAGGAAAAUGUACCGUCAGUACCUGUAUCAGCUGUCACGUUUAUCAGGUGCUAACAACACAGGUGUUGAAAUAAGUGACAGAAAGCAACAUGAAACAACUUCCACGGAAAAACAUCCACUGGAUGACAAAUCAGCUGCCCCCUCUGUCCCUCCUUCGCCACCUCCGCCACCGCCACCUCCGCCACCCCUCCCAGGAAUGAGGGCACCUGCUUCAGUUCCUGGUGGUCAGCCCAUGACAAGUCACCAACACAUGUUUGACCAGUUGGAUGAGAUGACCAGAAUGAUAAAUGACACAGAAUCGAUGCUGCUGGAAGCUUCAAAGAAAGCUAUGUCAAAGCUUCCUAAGGUGCACCCCUCGCUCCUGGGGGACAUGACCAUGUCUAUACCGACACUGGCAAAGAUUGUCAGGAUCUUCACCAGUAGUACAUUCACAGACACCAAAUUUGAGAGGAAUAUCUGGAUGAGUGAGGCCUACCCUCGUGUGAAGGCAUUCUGUCAAGAGCAGGGAUACGAGUUUCAGGUGGUGGACAUGAGAUGGGGAGUCCGUGACGAGGCAUCAGAUGACCACAGUACCACUGACCUCUGUCUUAAGGAACUGGAAAUGUGCCAGAAACUCUCCACAGGACCUAAUUUUGUGACCCUGCUGUCUCACAAAUAUGGAUACCGCUCUCUUCCAAAUGUUAUUGAAGCAGAGGAGUUUAACCAAAUAUUUGCUGCUGUGAAAUCUGAUAUAGCCAAAAACUUAUUGAAAAAGUGGUACCUGAGAGACGGCAAUGCUGUGCCCACAGUGUACUUACUCUCCUCUAUCAGCAAGCAUCUCCCUGACUCUGUCAGUCGAGACAAAGACGUGAGUAAGAAGGCCAAACAGAUCUGGUGGGAUGAGAGCAAUGCCAUGCAGGAUGCCCUAAAAUCUGCCGCAGAGCUUGUCCUCGGGGAGGAGGAGGCCAAAAAAUAUGUCAUCUCGGUUACUGAGAAGGAGAUACAGAUGGGGCUGCUAUCUGUGGAUACGGCUGGCGUGGAGGGAGGCUGUGCAUGGUUUAGGAGGAACAUCAAAGACAUAGAUUCGGUGGAACCUAGUUAUCAGUUGUCAAGAUAUAUGGAAUGUUUGGGAAAUGAGGAGACAGUGAAGCUGGCACAGGGCCUACUGACAGACCUGAAGGACAGGAAGAUGCAGCACCACUUACCAAGUGACAACCUCCUCGCCUAUUCAGUACCCUGGACAGACAAAGGUAUAAAUCCUGAGCUGUUGGAACACCAAAAGUACCUGAAACAAAUGUCUGAGGACUUUGUUCAGAAAAUGAUGGACAUGAUUACAAAGGGGAUAAAGGAGCGAUCAGUAACAGACAGUAGUGAUCCCGUGGAGGCUGAGUGUCUACAGCACGUACGCUUCUGUCAGCAGAAAUGUAAAAAUUUCCACGGAAGGGAAGUCACUCUUGAGGAGAUCAAAGCGUAUCUGACCAAUGAUAGCAAGAGCCCAUUGGUAGUACAUGGCCAGUCAGGAUGUGGCAAGACAUCUAUCCUCGCCAAGGUGGCAGCCCUUGUGCCAAGCUCCUACGAACAAACCCCAUGCAAACCUGCGGUGAUUACCAGAUUUAUUGGGACAACUCCUGAUAGUUCCAACAUUAUCAGCCUGUUAACAAGCAUUAUCCGACAAAUCUAUGCCCUCCUCAACACCCAGACAGACAUCCCUGAGGACAUCAAACUGUUGGUCAAGGCUUUUAAAUCUGCAUUACACCUGGUUAAACCUACCCGACCGUUGGUGAUUAUUCUGGACUCCCUUGACCAGCUCGAUCCGGCCAACAACAGCCGCAGUCUGAAUUGGCUUCCGGCUAGCCUGCCUGACACUGUGAAAGUCAUUGUAUCUACUUUGGAGGAUGAUGUGUAUGAAUGUUUUCCUUCCCUUAAGCGAAAACUCAAGAAAAUGCCAAAACACUUGGUGCCAGUCCCUGUUCUUGACAAAGAAGAUGUUAACAGCAUUAUCGAUAGCUGGCUUCAUGCCAAUAAGCGUACACUGACCACUGGUCAGCGGGAUACGUUGACCGAUGCCUUUGAUACUUGUCCUAUUCCUCUGUUCCUGAAGCUGUCGUUUGACCAGGCUUGUAAAUGGAAUUCAUUCUCCCCACCAGAGGAUGUGAGGCUACAAUCUACCAUCCGAGAUAGCAUUGACCUCCUGUUCUCCCAACUUGAGGUCAAGCAUGGACAAAUCUUGGUCUCUAAUGCUCUUGGAUAUUUGACUACAGCCACCAAUGGUUUGUCAGAGUCGGAGUUAGAAGACAUCCUGUCGUGUGACGAUGUUGUCCUCAAUGAUGUAUACGUCUAUUGGACCCCUCCCGUCAGGAGACUGCCCCCUCUCCUCCUGGUCAGACUGAGGACAGACCUACAGGAGUACGUAGUGGAGAGGGGAGCCGAUGGGAUCCGUGUUAUGUACUGGUACCACCGACAAUUCAUAGAGGCGGCCACGGCACGAUAUUGUGGAGUCAAAGUCAUCCAAAAUCUUCAUCAAGGACUCGCAGAGUUCUUCAGUGGAAAGUGGAGCAAUGGGAACAAGAAGCCGUGUACAGACAGAUCAGGUAAGGAUGGGUUAGAGGACCGCCACUCUGCAGCACAGCCUCUCAGAUAUGGAGACAACUACAACCUUAGGAAACUCAACAACCUACCCUUCCACCUAACCAUGGCCAGAAAUCUUGAGGACCUGAAAAAUCAGUGCUUACUACACUUGGAUUUCCUACAGGCCAAAUUGUUGGCUUCAUCCCUCAGGAGCGUGGUGUCUGACUACCAACUGGCCAAGAAGGAGUUUCCCGAGGACAAUGCUAUCGCAACCCUCCAGGAAUGUCUACAGCUCUCCAAGCAGGCUUUAGUGUACGACCCUCAUCAGUUGGCCUUACAGCUCCUUGACCGGCUCACUGGCUUUCAGGAUGAGGAGCUGGUGGGGCUAUGUGAGCAGUGUAAAAACAUCUCUAUACCGUACUUACUACCUGACCAAGAGAUACUGGUCAAACCUGGUGGUCAGUUGGUCUACUUGCUCUCAGAUCACACUGCUGAAGUUACUGGACUGGACAUCAGCAGGGAUGGCAAGACCAUCGUCACAUGUGCCGACGAUGAAGAACAAAGUGUAAAGUUAUGGAAUUUAGGGGACGGAACCUUGAUUAAGUCUUUUAACAAGCUCGGUAAAACCCCCUUAAGGGUUCGGUACAUGGCGAGUGAUUCACUGAUCCUGGCUGAAUACGAGGGAGAACUGUUGAAAGCAAUCAGUCUCUCAGGAGAGGUGGUCUACAGCCUCAAUAACUGUCCACAGUACUGGGUCGGCGGACACGAGAAAAAUAUACUCACAGUACUGGACCACCAGGCAGCCAUCUUGUAUGAUGCCUUCACUGGGAAGAAAAAGUCCAAGGUGAAGACAAAAAAUGUUGAUUGCGGAAUGACCGAAGGGGAAGAGAAUCUCAUACACGGAUCAGGGAGAUAUAUCGUGGUGACAGAGGCCAGUUUGUACAAGGUGUCCUUGCUUGACCUUGAGAAAGAAAAGUUCUCAGAUUGGAUUACAGUGUUCAAACCACCCCCAGAUGAUGCCGUUGAUGAACCAACCUUGAGUGUGGACAUGGUGUGUGUCUCACCAGAUGAAAGAUGUUUUGUAGUGUCAUGUAUUAUAGACAGUGACUUCAUAUUCUUCAGCACAGACACACUGCAGCAGACAAGAGUUAUCAAAGGAAAUUCAGAUGAUGUUGGACAAUGCUUACAUUUUACUCUGGACAGUAAACAGCUUUUCUUUACUAAUCACCAAAAUGUCAUUGUGUAUGACCUUGAGACGGAGGUGAGACGCGAGAUCCUGCCCCACCUCUCUGCUAUCGUGAAUGUCACGUGUACCACAUGGAAGAUUUUGAUUACUUUGUCAGAGGAGGACAAUGCUGUCCGUGUCUGGGACAUCACCCGGCCAGAAAAACAGACAAUAGCAGGCAAAACUCUUCUGGGAACAUCAGUCAGCUGUUACUGUGCCCUACCCAACCCUCGAUACGUUGCCAUGGUGGUACGCACUAAAAACGAGGAUUAUAAAGUUGGUGCUGUUCUGGUGUAUGACCUUGUGACGAGGAAGAUUGUCCGACGCGGAGCAUUGGUGGAUGGCCUCCCAAAGGCCAUGCAUUGUAUUGGUGAUACAGAGGUGAUCCUAGCCACUGACACCAGAAAGCUCAAGGUCUUUGAUCUGGAUACGAUGACCGUGACACGGGUGUUUGAGGGGAAAUUGUGCCGCUAUGGUCAAAAACUGGAAAUCAUCAAGGAUGGAAAAGAAAUCUUGACACUGAUGCAGGAGAAACAUGGAUUUAAGACCUACAACAUUGAGACAGGGAAAACUGUCAGUCUACUGCACGCACCCUCCGAAGUCAGGGAGAGCAAAUACAACAAGUUCGACCAACACUCACUUAUAGUCAACAAGACAAAUCUGAUGGCUUGUCACAUAGAUGAUGAGGGUCCUAUUGUUAUAUUUGAUUACCUUCAGAAUGUUUGCUUACAUGUCUUGAAGUUAACUUCCCGUAACAAUACACUAUGGGCAGCUUACCUGCCACAGGACAGUUCGUAUCUAGCCAUACAUACGUACAAAAGUUUCCCUGACCCGACCAUCCAGGGAAAGAUGAAUCCAGUCAGCUGUAUAGGUGUACACAACAUCGAGCAAGGAAAGAUCACCCACUGGUGUAUGGACCAGGAUUACUACAGGAUGUACAGAACACAGGGAGUGUUGAAGGACCAGGAUACUGAUGUGGACAAGGCUAUGUUGUUGGAUGAUGAUCGUUUGGUCACCUCCAGUAACGACUUUUUCCUCCGGGUUUGGAACAUCAAGACAGGUGAACUGAUAAAGCGACUUGAGGGACACACAGUUUUGGCAGAGCUCGUCCAGAAUCAUGACAAGAGUCCUUACUUCGUCUCCUUCGGAAAUUGUGGAGAGGAGAACUCGCUGCGUAUUUGGGACAAAGAGACGCUGGCAUGUGUGGCGACAUACAGACUGGAUCACAAGAUCCAAAGUGUGGAAUUCAGUGUGGAUGGACAGAGCCUGGUCAGUAUCAUGCAUGACUGUAGUGUGAUACUCUGGACACUGGUCAUUCCUGGUACCUCCACCCAGUCCACCACCUUGACCAGCCGUCCACUCACCUUCCAAGGUCAAGAAUGUGAUGUCACACUGGAGCUUAAUGACAACGAGGAAGACACUAAAACUGAUGAGUUUGACCUUGAUGACGAUGAAAAUGAUGGCAAGGACGAUGAGGAUGACGAUGAUUAUGAAGAUGAUGAUGAGGACGAC
Mizuhopecten yessoensis (Yesso scallop) is the source of this 5311-nucleotide messenger RNA. RefSeq names its product NACHT domain- and WD repeat-containing protein 1-like. Lineage: Eukaryota; Metazoa; Mollusca; Bivalvia; Pectinida; Pectinidae. Gene Ontology annotation, molecular function: protein binding. The transcript is spliced from 28 exons. The annotation marks the transcript as partial. The record is from RefSeq and is a predicted model, not a curated record.